AUGCACUUGACCACCAAUGAUGAAGAAAUCCACAAAAUGAUUGGCGUUACGGAGGUAAUACUCACGAUCCAUGGUCGGGACAGCGUAAUGCGCUAUAACAAUAUUAGGUUGGACAUUUGUAAGCUGCUCAGUUUCUCCGCAAGGCGUUCCAUACUUGCCUUCUUCUACCAGAGCAUUAGACGAGCCGCCAUUAACUUUCCAAAGCGAUGUCCUUUCAAGACGAACACAACCUACACGCUCAAGCAGAUGAGUUUUGAUGUGAACGUCUUCCCUUUCUAUGUGCCCGAGUAUAAUUUCACCUUUAUCGGCCACUUUUUUGCCAACGACGUACUCACCAUGGACGUUAAGGUAACCGGCGCACUCUGCAAAAAGACGAACAAUUGCUCAGGUGCAGUGGGCGAGUUGCAACCCUAA
Messenger RNA from Scaptodrosophila lebanonensis, 414 nucleotides. RefSeq lists its product as uncharacterized. The record is from RefSeq and is a predicted model, not a curated record. NCBI's taxonomy places the organism in Eukaryota, Metazoa, Arthropoda, Insecta, Diptera, Drosophilidae. The transcript has 2 exons. Bases 1 to 414 code for a protein of 137 amino acids.